Achroia grisella is the source of this 8372-nucleotide messenger RNA. It is a transcript of the gene enok, whose product is annotated as histone acetyltransferase KAT6B. The record is from RefSeq and is a predicted model, not a curated record. Gene Ontology annotation, cellular component: MOZ/MORF histone acetyltransferase complex; nucleosome. Bases 621 to 8342 code for a protein of 2573 amino acids. Lineage: Eukaryota; Metazoa; Arthropoda; Insecta; Lepidoptera; Pyralidae. Gene Ontology annotation, biological process: nucleosome assembly; regulation of DNA-templated transcription. The transcript has 11 exons. Gene Ontology annotation, molecular function: DNA binding; histone acetyltransferase activity.
AACAAGGCAAUGUGAUUGAUAGCCAUUUUGGAGAACCUUUUGUUGGUGUUUUGUGAAUGUUUUCAUGUAAAUUUUGUAAUAAUACAAUAAUAAUAAAGUAAUUCUAAUAUGUAUAAUACAUUGUUGUAACAAAACAUCAAAUAUUUACAUUCUAUACUGUUGUAUUGUUUGUGUAGUGAAGACGCAUUGUGAUUAAAAAACCGGAAAGAACACUUAGUGUAAAAGUUUUAUAUUUUUAUUUUAUUUAUCGGUGUGUUGUAUUGUAACGUUUCAGAAGACUACUUUUUAGUUUGAGUUUAGUGAAGUGUUUUAGACCCCGUAUAUUAUUUACGUCGCGUGUUUUGUUGUACGUAAAAUUUAGAUCGCCACAAGAUGGCCGCCCAAUGCCCGCUUCGCCAAAACUUGCUCGCGGGCCCCGAUGUGUCAUCAGGAAACAAAUGCUUUGCGAGCAUGCUGUGAACCGGCGUCUCGCACCCCGACCGUGUUUUCCGGUCGUAUUCGGCGAGGUUCCAUUACAUAAAAUGGAAUUUCGCUUGAGGCGCCAAAAUAUGAUGGGUGUUGACACAACUUCAAUACCGUACCGUUACUCUGACGGCUGUACAAAAUAAUCGUUGAUAAAAAUGAGCGAGCCGGACGACGUUGGCAGAGAUGUGUGGAAGCGAUGGAUAUUGGAAGCGAUACAUAAAAUAAGGUCUCAAAAACAGAGACCCAGCGUAGAGAGGAUCUGUCAUGCAAUAAGACAGCAUCACAACUAUCAUGAGGAUGUUGUUUCGGAGCGUUUAGAGCGGGCGGUUCGAGAUGGUACCGUUCUGAAGGUGUAUAACAAGGGUCAGAGCUCAUACAAGGACCCUGGUGGUCUGCAGAACAAGUCUCUUCGCAUUUCGCCCGAUGUGGACGUUUCGCGGGCUGUGGCGAAGGCUGUUCGUGAAUUGGGCGAGCGUGACGGUUCAACUUUGCGGGCUAUAGAGAAAUAUUUAAGGCAGGCAUAUCAAGUGGCAGUGGGGCCAGAGGUGGAUGUUCGAGGUGUGUUAAGGUCUGCAGCUAAACGAGCAGUGGCCAGGGGCUUAUUGAUUCAUCAUGCAGGUUCUUAUAAGGCAACUGAAAGACCUUUGACUUCACCUGGGGAGCGUCCUUCAAAGCAGAGGGUGAAGAGUUCUUCAGAGCCUGCUGAUAAGAAUUCCAGUCAGGGUGGUGCGCCCGUUUGCACUGAGUGUCUCAGUACCGAUACAGAUAACGGGCUAGGUUCAGUGGAAUUGCUCAUCAGUUGCCAACAGUGCAAGUUGUUUGCUCAUCCCACCUGUGUUAACUUGAUCGAGCAUGUCAGUCAGGCAGCUAUAAAGUCGUGCCGGUGGUACUGCGGGGAGUGCGCGCGGUGCGAGGAGUGCGGGCCGGGCGCGGGGGAGGCGGGCCCCGCGGGGGCGGCGGGGGCGGCGGGGGAGGCGGAGGGCGGGGCGGCGCGGCGGUGGGCGGCGCGGUGCGGGGGCUGCGCGCGCGCCGCGCACGUGCGCUGCCGCCCGCCGCCCUGGCGCUGCGCCCGCUGCACGCGCCCGCCGCACCACAGAUCGACAAUGGGGGGGACUCCAAAAAGGAGAAAACCGAAGACGCCGGCGCGUCGUAUCAACUCCGACGACGAGCCAUCGGACGGUAAUGACCCGCCACCCUUCACUCGCAUCCCGUCCGAACAGAGAAUGUCCAAGGAGAAACAAAAAUUUUUUAGAUUCUCCGCGUUCAAUUUAGUAAAGCGGAGACAAUGUAGAGAGUCGUCGAGCGAGUGGGAGGGGUGGGAAGGGGGGUCGAGGUGGGGGGGCGUGCGCGUCACGCGCGUGCAGCGCCUCGAGCUGCGCCUCGAGCCGCGCUCCCCCACGCCCAGCGACGCGCCCGGCUCCUCCUCCGUCUCUAUCUCCGCAUCCGCAUCCGCCUCUGCGUCCGCGUCCGCAUCCGCGUCCGCCUCCGCAUCCCCUUCCGCCUCCGCAUCCGCCUCCGACUCCGAGCCCCCGCCGCUACGCGCGCUGCUGCCCGCGCCCGCGCCCGCCCCCGCGCACCUGUCCGCCGUGUUCGAGCGGCUGGCCGCCGACGCCAACCCCGACGGAACCUGGGGCUUCGCCGCCGAAGCGCAGAAGCAGCGACGCAUCGAGGAACCGCCGAAGUCGCCGCAGCGCAGGCCUAAGUCCCCCGACAAGCGCCGAGUGGUUCGCCGCAGUAGGUGCGGCGACAGGUUACUGACCACGUUGUUCGACGGCCUAUCCGAGUUCUACUCGGUGCGAACCGCGUCGAGAUCUCAGUCUAGACAUCGAUCGGCGAGGACGGUCGAGCCUGAGGAGGAUCGGCAGGUUUUGAAGGAGACUAGAAGCACUUUUAAGCGAUAUCAGGCGGCUUUGAGCCGCGGGCGAAGUCCCAGUAGAACGAAAAGUCCCGGCCGCGCGCAGAGCCCCGGUCGAGCGCGCAGCCCCAGUCGGGCGCGGAGCCCCGGUCGAGCGCGGAGCCCCGGUCGACCUCGGAGUCCCAAUCGGGCGCGGAACGUCAGUCGAACGCGAAAUCUCAGUCGCACGCCGAAUCCCAGUAGAGCUCGGAGUCCCAGCCGAACGCGGAAACCCAGUCGCGCGAGGAGUCCCAGUCGGACGAGAAUCAAUCGAGCGAGGAGUCGGUCGCGGCCGAAACUAGAGAAAAAGCCGGAUGCGCGGCAACAAAAGGGCGCAGAUAGAGAGCGCAGUAGAUCGCGCGGUCGAGAGGUAGAGAGCGGGCGCACGGCGGGCGAGGAGCGGCUGUCGGCCUCGGCGCUGGUUAGGACGCUGGCGGCCGGCAAGCACCGCGCCGCGCCCGAGGACGCGCGUAAACUGUACCGCGGGGUAGCGCUGGCCAGCCGGGCCGCCGCGCCCAGGCCGGCCACCGAUCAGACGGAGUGCGCGCGGCUGCCGGCGGGCGUGGCGGCGUGGGACGCGGAGGUGUUCGCGGAGGCGCGCGCGGCGGGCGCGGGCGCGGAGCCCGAGGCCGAGCCCGCCGCGCGCUGCCCCUCCGCCAUACAGUUCGGACAGUGGGAGAUCGACACCUGGUACUCCAGCCCCUUCCCGCAGGAGUACGCCAGACUCCCGAAGCUAUUUCUCUGCGAAUUCUGCCUAAAAUAUGCAAAGAGUCGAGCGGUGCUGAUGCGGCAUCUGGACAAGUGCUUGUGGCGACAUCCACCCGCCACCGAGAUAUAUCGCUGCGGCGACAUUUCAGUGUUCGAAGUGGAUGGGAAUGCGAACAAGAUCUAUUGCCAGAAUUUGUGCCUGCUCGCUAAGCUCUUUCUCGACCACAAAACUCUGUACUAUGACGUGGAGCCGUUUCUCUUUUAUGUGCUGACAAAAAAUGAUAGCAAAGGUUGCCAUUUAGUUGGCUACUUUUCCAAAGAAAAACAUUGUCAGCAGAAGUACAAUGUGUCUUGCAUAAUGACGAUGCCGCAGUAUCAGAGACAGGGUUACGGAAGAUUCCUGAUCCAUUUUAGUUAUUUACUUUCAAAAGAGGAAGGCCAGCCGGGUACUCCAGAAAAACCUUUAUCAGACCUUGGAAGAGUUUCAUAUCAUGCAUACUGGAAAUCUGUAAUUCUCGAAUUCCUCCAUGACCGUAAAGAUAAGCCAUUCACAUUUGAAGAAAUUGCUCAUAUGACAGGCAUGCACAUGAAUGAUAUUGCCGUAACAUUUCAGUUGUUAGGAUUUGUAAGAUACCUACCAAAUAACGAAGAGGUUAAAUUGGGACUCUGUAUAGAUUGGCAUAAAGUGGAAAAUCACGUGAAAAAGUUAAGAAGUAAACCACGAUUGGAGAUAGACCCAGAAUGCCUUAGAUGGACGCCUCUUCUGGCACCUACAGUAAAUCCUUUCAGAUCACCAGAGGAGGCGUCUGGGGACCAAGAAACUGAGAACGAGGAGACAGAACCAAAAUCCGAUAGUGAUGCUACGGCCACGGAGUCGGAAACUCCCACAGCUAGUACUGCUAAAAUUCCUACUACUACAAAGAUUCCUACCAAAAUAGAGAAAGAGGAACUACCGGUAGAGGUAACAUCUUCUGGGAGAAGACGGACCAGACCCCUUAAGUAUAGUGAAACUACUUAUCAGACGACGCCGGCCGUCAGCGAUGGCAAUCGAAAGAGGAAACGUGAUCUCAGUAGAAAAAUGUCAGAGUCAAACUUUGAAGAUAUAAAGGAUGACGAGACGCCCAAGCAACAAGCAAGUAAGAGUACAUCUAGAAGAUCCUUAAGAGUCCAAAAUGAAGAUAACAAUGACAAUAAUAGUCAAAGAAAUAGAAGACCUAGUAUGAAAGAUACUCCAGUAUAUGCUUCUGACAGUCAAGAAAGUCAGGAGGAAAGUGCAAAUAAUACAUUAGUUGCUACUCCAAUUGUUAAUACUAUUAAAGCUAAAACUAAACGGAAAAUGAGUUGGAAAGGACGGCCGAGGAAACGUCAAAGGGUCAAUAAUAAAACAGUAGCUAGAACUAGUUCACCAGUGAUUAAGAAAGCUAAACUAAAUGACAAUAAAGAUGUAAUCAAUGAUUAUAAAAAAGAUGAUCCUAUACAGGAAGCAGAUAAAUUGCCCGAGAUGCCUGUGGAUGAGCAAAACACUCCAAAUAAAUUAAGUGAAGAUAAAGAAAAAAGUAAAAAUUCCGAUGAGAGCUCUGAAGAUUCCUCUGGUGAAGCAGAUGAUGAAAUGGAUGUAGAGGAAAUCGAAAACAGAAAUGACGCUCUUAAACCGACCACACCACAUAAUACGGAAGAAAAUAGUACAGAUCAUCACACUAGUGACAUGGAACUUGAUAGUAUACACAUGGAUUCUCCUAAAUCUAUAGCAGAGAAAGAGCAGGACAUGAAUGACAUGGCCAUAGACAAGCCCGAGAAAGAUAAUGAGGAAAUAAAAUGUAAUGAAAAUGAUAAAGACAAAAUUGAUGAAAACAUGACAAAAGAACCUGCAGAAAUAAAUGAGGUGACAGAGGCAAGAAAUGGCGUAAAGAAAUCACCUUGUAAACCACCUCUUGACGAUAAGGACACAAUUAUUAUAUCAGAAUCUGACGACAAUAAUAGUCAAAGCUGUCCACUCCCAUCACCCACGUCACAUUCUGUAGCGCCGGUAUUGCAGAAUAAUGAGAAUAAGCCAAAAGAGAUUGAAGAAAACGAAAGUCCGUCUAAAGUUAUACCAGUCGUAUCAACAGAAAAUGCCCACAUAGUAUUAGAUCCUAAAGUGCAGGAGGAAGUUAGUACAGCAAGACCUGUAGUAGACAGCAUCUCACCAAAAAUCCACUUGAUUGAAACAAUUGUCGUGGAAGGGGAGUCUGACAAUGCCAAUUCCCCAAUUAUAUCACCUAAGAAAAAUGACAAAUCGGUUAUUAGCGAAUCUCCAAAACAAAAGAGUUCGCCGGAGAAAAUGGAAAUAGAGGUAAUUUGUGAACAGAAAAAAAGUGAAGUUAGAAAGGAAACUGUGAUACAACAUCAAGCCAUAGAUGAAAGUAAGACUCCAGAGAAAAAAUCGCCAACAAAAAUCGAAACAAUUAUUCAGAAUUUAGAUCCCCAGAGAGAACUAUCAUCAAUCGUAAAAAAACCAGAUCCCUCCAAGAUAGACUCUUUUCAAGAAUCAGAUAAUAGAAAUAAGAUUCAAUAUCCAAUUGUAAGUAAAGAGAGUGAAAUUACCUUUCGAAAUGAAGCAUACUCAAGAAAAGACGAAGUUGUUAUAACAAGAAAUAUAACAGACCACAACUUUCAAAACGUACCAAAUUAUCAAAAUCCCGUGAACAGUUCAAUGACUAUACAACAAAUAAAUUCAGCGCAACAUUCAUUUCUCAAUAACAGAUCAAAUAUAAACAAAGAAUCUCAAUCAAUACAGACUGAAGUUCUGAAGUCAAAUGAACAGAAUCGUGUUAUAAAUAGUAUGGUAGACACUACACCAGUGAUAAGUAAACCCGCAACAAAAUUAGAAGUACCCCAUCCUAUAUCUUCUCCAGUUAUAAACCCAGUGAUACCAAAAGUCCCUAAUGUGUCAGAAAUAAAUUUUUUACCCAGAUGCCAUAGCGCUAACCCCGCUAUAAACAUAGGUCUUGAUAGAUCGGAAUUGGAAGCAAACUAUGCAAAUAAAACUAUAGCCUUACAAGCUUCUAUAGCUGGUUCAAUGAAUAUCGUGCAGAGUAACUCCCAAGACAAAAAUGACUCUAAACCUAGAGAAAAGAGCAAACUUCGGGAUGUACGCGUGAAUUCCGCUCACAGCAAAAUAGAGAAAACGGAAAAGAAAACUAAUAAAAACGAUACACCAAGAAGUACACCAGAACCCAAACUGUUUUUUCCUGAGCAAAACACCAAUACUAGAAAAUCAGAGACGUCUGUCCCUAUAAAUGUUAUUAAUUCUGUAGCGGUCACCAGCAAAGUAGAGAGUAAAUCGUCAAACGAAGCGCCAAAGAAGCAGGAUUUUUUUAAGAAAGAAAAAUCAAGUGCCAGCAAGUGUGAGUCGAAGAAUACUUCGGUUAAACACGAUAAGAGUUGCACGAGUCAGUUAAAUUUAAAGGCUUCUGUCGACCAUCAGAACGAUGUAAACAAAAUGUUGUCUAAAUUGAAAUACGACAAUGAGUUGAUGCCUAAAGCUGAUUAUUCAAUGAAUCAAAUUCCAAACUACCAUACGACGCACGCACAAUACCAUCAGUGGGCCCCGUGGUCAGACCCUACUGUUGGUCGUCUACAGAGUGGAUGGGAUCCCAAUAGGUUUAUAGAUAUGAAAAAUGACAAAAACUAUUUUGAUAAAUUACAACAGUUUAACCUUCCCACUCUGGAUCAAAUGCAAAAGUCUCCUCAAAAAUUGCAUGGGAAAUACGAUCAGAAAGAUUUCCACAACAUAGCAUAUGGAGCGCUUUCGAGUGGGAUAUACGCUACAGGCCUCGCUCAUCUGAAGGAGACGAAGGGGCCGAAAACGUCUGAAUGUUCGCAGAAGAGUGAUUGUAAACCAUCAAAACAAUCAAAAACGACUACUGCGUGCCAGACACAGUGCGAGUCUAAGAAAUCGGCAGACGCUCAGAUGAAGCAGAUGAUGCAACGACAAGCUAACAAGCAACAGGAGGCGACUAGCUGCGCGGAGUACCGCCAGAGUACGCAAGUGCUGGCGUCGCCCGGUUGUAAGACGCCUUUCAACCAGAACGGUCCGUGUCAGGAGAAGGAGAUCGAGAAGAAAUCUCGCCAGACUAAGAAGGAAGAAUCUCCGAAAGAUACGAGCAAGGAAGAGAUGUGCGAAGCGGUGAGCCCGGCGCUGCAGUCGAUGGGCGUGUAUACGCCGGACUCGACCAGCAACUCGGUGCACUCGGUGCAGUACCCGGCGUGCGAGCUGGACGUGAGCCAGCUGGGGCUCGAGUCGCCCACCAGCAUCGGCUCCGACAUGGCCUCGCCCUGCUCCAUGAUGCACAUGCACCCGGCGCCCAGCCCGCAGUACUCCUCCCUGCACAUCCCCUCCAUCAUGACGCAGCCCAAUCAGCCGCCCAAGCAGCAAAAGAUCAACAAUAGGAAUAGGAACAACAAUUCGAGCGGCGGAGGAGGCGGCGGCGGCGACAGCAAGGCGUUGCGCAGCGCGCCCACCCCGCCCGCCGCCCCCCCGCGCACCCGCGCCACCCCGCCCGCGCACGCGCACCAGCACGCAGGCGGCACGGUGAUGCAGGCGAGCGGCGGCGGCGGCGCGGGCUACCAGGGCGGGUACCUGCCGUUCCAGCAGCAGCAGCAGUACCACGCGGGCGUGGCGGGCGUGGCGGGCGUGGCCAGCGUGGCGGGCGUGGCGGGCGGCUCGUGGGGCGCGCCCAGCUGCUCGCUGGCCAAGCUGCAGCAGAUGGCCGACGCGCCGCAGCACCACCACCCGCCGCACCCGCCGCACCCGCCGCACCCGCCGCACCCCCCGCACCCACACACGCCGCCCGCGCACCAGAAUGAGUUGUUGCAGUACGCGCAGCAGGCGGGCACCCCCCCGGCGGCCGGCGUGGGAGGCGUGGGGGGCGUCGGCGGAGUGGGCGGACACUACCACGCCAAGUACUACCCCCCGCACAACCAGCUCGACUCGCCCAGGAACACCAGGAACGCCUCCAGCAACCUGAGCCCGAUGCAGCACAUGCAGAUAGCGCCCGGGUCGCGCAUGUCGCCCAACAUCAACACGCACAUAAUCAGCCAGUACGGGCUCAACGGGUACCGCAUGUCGCCGCAGCAGCAGUUCAACAACCUGCCCGUGCAGAUGAUGAACAUGCAGGGCGGCGUGCAGUACGGCGGCGCCGACCCGCGCGGACAGCAGCCCAACGUCUACUACGGCUACAUCAACCCGCCGCCGCUCGCCAUGCAGCCGCUCAACUCCACCACGCGCCGGUAGCCCGCCCCCACCACCACCACCACCACCACC